Messenger RNA from Physeter macrocephalus (sperm whale), 1473 nucleotides. It is a transcript of the gene SAXO5, whose product is annotated as stabilizer of axonemal microtubules 5. The record is from RefSeq and is a predicted model, not a curated record. The transcript has 8 exons. Lineage: Eukaryota; Metazoa; Chordata; Mammalia; Artiodactyla; Physeteridae.
AUGGCCGCGGGACCCCUCCUGCCGUGCCCAAUGUCCUGGCUGGAAUUCCUCAAGGCCUCGCACUUUGCGCUGGGUGCCGACCCGCGGCUGCACGUGGACGCCAAGCAGUGCACGUCGCACCGGGACUUUCCCGCCUACCGGAACGUUACCCGUGGGCCGCUCUUCCAAUAGGACGCGUGCUGGGCCGGCCAGGAGCUCCUGUCCGAGACGCACUGCGCGUAUGCGGCCGCGUCACCGCUGCUGUCAAGGGAGCGAGAGCGGGAACUGGCACGGGAGCGCACGCUCGCCGUGCAGGCCAGCAACCUGCACGCGCACGCGGACUCCCGCGCCCGCACCGGCCUCUCCACCGCGCGCGCCCACUUCGGCUGGCCGGCGCUUCCGGAGCGCGCCAGCGAGCAGAUCCGCGGCGCGCGCCUCAUCUUCGACCGCGACUCGGUGCCAUCCCGCGACCGAGCCAAGCUGCCCAUCCCGCCCACCGCGCACCAGGAGUUCUCCCCGCUCCACGACAUUUGCCCGAAGCUCCGCGAGCCCUCCUGCCACUCCGGUGAGCGCGCGCCCGGGCAAUUUACCCAACACAAUGUUUCUCAUGGCGAGCAGGGAUUCUCACCUCCUCCAGGCCCACCUGCCUUGACGUGUAAGAGGGCCUCCUCCGGCAAAGAACUGGGAGACUUCAAGAUCGGCUAUGGGCCCAAGUGUGCAGAGCGGAAACAAGCCUACAGGCCCCAGGUUCUGCCUCCAGACACGUAUGACAAGGCCCAGGCCUCAGCCCACAUCCACUGUGUGAAUAUUCGACCUGGAGAUGGCCUCUUCCACUGACAGGACCACCAAGGGUGAAAAUUCUAUGGCCGGGAGCCAGAGCCUUUUGUUCUUCACCACGACCAGACUCCGGAGUCGCACAUCCUGGAAGGAAAUGGGUGUCCUGGUCCGGGCAGCCUCACCACCUCCACACAGUUCUUCCACGGCCAGCCGCUGCCCGCGACCAAGCCGCCCAGCCGCCACGUGCCUCAUGAGAAAUUGCAGAGUCACAUAACCCUAGGGGAGCCGUCGCUGCUCGGACAGUUCUUCCAGACCUCCAUGGGCACAGACUAUUUACCCGCUGGGAUGCAGAAGCCGCCGAAAGCGCUCAACCUCCACUUGCUGCAGAGCAACCUGCCCCAGGGCACAGGCGAAACAGAUUUUUUAACCAUGAACCAGAAGGUGCUGAAGCCACACAGAAUAGCUCCAGCCUCCAUGACUGAGGAGAUGCUACAGAGGUGCAAGUAUAGCCACUUGGAGCCCCUGCUGGGUAGACAGCGCUUCUUCUCAACCCUAAACAAGGAUGAGUUUGCUUUCAAGUACCAGGGCCCAGCAGUGCUGAGAUGGGACGACCUCUAGGAGAGUCAUGUGCCCCUGGGCUCCCCUCACAAGUGGGGCUGUGGGGCUGGGAAGGUGGACCCUCGGGCCCCCCAGACCCCUACCUACCCAUGCCCGUAG